AUGCGGCCUGACCGCCUGCCUGAUGGAAGCCCCUCUGCCCUCGUCCGCCUACACGACGGCGUCCCCAUCGAGCAGCGAGUCCAACCCGCGCAAGCGUGGCCGCACCGCAUGCACGCGCUGCAAGAACCGCAAGCAGAAAGUAAGCUGUCUUGCGAUGAUGAAUACCCCGUCUGCUCCAACUGUCGCAAGGCCCGCGCCGAAUGUGACAAGGCCUCGCUGGGUCGCGAUGGCUAUUCUUCGGGCUACACCCGUGCUCUCGAAGAGCGCAUCGCCUACCUCGAAGGGAAGCUCGCCCAGUUCGAAUCCCGGGCCGCCGAUGACCCCGUCACGACGGCCAACGCCAGCAGCGUCGUCCAUCCCAUCGCCGCGGUGUCGCAGCCGCAAAACGCAUCGCCCGGGCUGGCCGGCACCGGGAGCAAUGCCCUCGGCGAGAUCGUCGGCUUCCUCACCCUGGGCUCCUUGGAGACGCCGGCCUAUGUCGGCUCCAGCUCGGGACUCUCGCUCGCCGUCAACCUGGGCGAGAUGGUCCGGACAACCGUCUUGAACAAAGCCAUCCCGACAUCGACCGACGGUACGGCUGCGUCGUCACGCCAGAAAGCGUCGAAUAACGGCGGCGACUCCUCCAACGGCAGCCAAAGCAUCAAAUUGGACGAGCUGCUGGCCAACCGCGCAGAUCCCCCCAACGACGAGAUGGGAUCGCGGAUUCUCAACGCCUACUUGAACCGUCUCCAUACCCGGUACCCGUUUCUCGACCGGGCGGAGCUGUGGCGCCUGCACGAAGAUCGAUGGCGUCUGGCGCGGACAAAACCGGAGGACCUGUCCCAGGCGGAAAGGUUUGGGAUUUUCAAGCUGUAUCUGGUGUAUGCGAUUGCGGCGACAAUGAUCCAGCUCAGUGAGAAGUAUACCUAUAUUGCGCCAGAGGUUUUAUAUGACGGCUCUUCAGCACGUGUCUGCUGCAUGCGAAACAAGAUCAGUCCAAAAUGUCGAGGCGAUGACGCUGCUGGUCAUCUAUCAUCUUCGCUCGGCGACGAGCCACGGCUUGUGGUACAUGAUCGGCCUGGCAAUGCGGACGUGCAUCGACCUGGGUCUGCACCGCAAGGCCAACACCGCUCACCUGGAUCCGUUCACGGCCCAGCUCCGCCGACGGCUGUUUUGGACCGUCUACUAUCUCGAACGGGCCAUCUCGCUGUCGUUGGGACGGCCGUUCACCAUUCUGAGCUCACCACCGCCUCCAACAAAAGUCACGACGCUUUCCCUGGCUGUGGCCCUCUUCCGACUGCGGCAGAUCGACUCCAAGAUCCAGCACUCGAUCUACCGUGCAGACCGCCCGCUGCACACGCUGCGGCCGAAGAUGGACAAACUGUACCGCGAGCUGGAGGAGUGGAAAGCGUCGGUGCUGCCACGAUUCCACGGCUCAGAGCUGGACUAUCCGACGCUGCACUUCAACCGGUCGGUGCGACUGCUCAUCCAGCCCUUCCUGCCGUUGCUGCCCGUCACGGACCCGUACUACCACAUCUGCCUCCGGGCAGCGGGCGACAUCUGCCAGACGCACAAGAAGCUGCACCAGACGCUGGAGUACGGGCAUUCGUUCCUGGCGGUGCAGACGGUCUUCGUGCGGGGAUCACGCUGCUGUACGCGCUGUGGACGAACACGGAGAAGGUGUGGUCGGUGCGGAUGAGCAACGACAUCCGCGCGUGCUCGACGGUGCUGUUCGUCAUGAGCGAGCGGGCAGCCUGGGUGAAGAAGUACCGCGACGCGUUUGAGCUGCUGGUCAACGCGGCGAUGGAGAAGCUGCAGGGGAACGAGGCGGCGACCACGUCGGGAAUGGCGGGCAUGAUGGCUGCGCAGAGUGUCAACCAGGAGGGCCCUAGACCUGCACCUGCAGGACCAGGGAUGGCAGCGCCAUCGACAUCCGCUGAAACCGGCGCAGGAGACCCGUUUCAAUCGCAAUCUCAAUCUCAAUCUCAAUUCCAAUUCCAAUUCGACAUUGGCGACGACGCGAUGCGGAUGGCGAUGGAGUUGGCGCCGUGGAUCGACCAGGACGAGGCUGGGUCGCCGUUGUGGAUGCCGGAUUUUGAUACGCUGCAGAAUCUUAUUCGUAUAUAUGUAGUUAUUAUUGAUACUGUACAGGAGAAAGUUUUCUGGCACGGUUCCAAUUCCCUAAGGUGUUGGCCUCUCAACAAAUCAGGUCCCGUAGCUCAGUCGUUUUCCCGCUUCCGGUAUGGCGCCCGCGGUCACGCCGCCCGUAACGCCGUACAACUUUUCCCAACGGAACCGUCAGGAAAGUUCAUCAUCCACGAGGAUGAUGAAGUGUGUGCAUCAGGUCUUGAUUGCGAGCCUCUCACAUUCGACUAUCUAGUACUCUACGCCAGGAUAAUUUCAUUGAACCAGGCCAGAGAAAUAGGGCUUGAGGAGGGCUAUGUUGGAGGCAAUGUUACAGGGCGAGUGCUGAUUGUUCAUGCGGAGCCAUCAGCUGCGUCUUCGGAAAGGCGAGCAUGUUCCGUAGGAGUAUGGAAGCUUAUUUCUUCGAGGUCGACUGCACAAAGCUCGACUGCACAACGAUCGAGUGGUCAUGAACAUUAUCCUCCGACCCAGACCCGAUUCGAGUGCGCCUUGCGCGGACCAGAGCCCGCCGUCACAUGGCUUGUCAGACCGAUUUCGUCAUCUGCUUCCACCACCUUCAUUCUAUCUCCUCCGAAGGUGAACAACGGAGUCCCCUUCUGUGAACCCUGUCCAGCACCGCUGCGGGAUCUCCAUGGUGUGCUCGGAUACGAGGGCCCCGACUUCUUGCUACCGAAACUGGACGACACCUUUCUGUGGGCUAACUUGGCAAGGGGGGCUAGAUGUGGCAGACACGCGCAGACGAUCCCGAUGGAUGGCUCGAUGGUGGACCAGAUGAACACGGGGCCCAUCAGCCAGGUGACGUCGAUGGCCUUGGUGAACUCGGAGAGGAAGGACAACACGAGCAGAGAAGCCAUUGGAGAAAGUCUCGCCUGCUAUGCUCAGACCAGUCGUCCCGCCUACGAAGAGCUACAGAGAAAGGGGGCCUUGUCAGCAGCUGAUGCUCUCGGCUUCGUGGCUUCGUGGCUCCAGUGGGUUGGAUAUGAACAUACCAGAGCCAAAAUGAUAGUCCAGUCGUCGGCCAUCAGGCCACUACGCUGGAUGAUUCUCGCGAUGAACCGCAGGAUCACUGCUAUUGUCGCGAGACCUAGCAGAACAGCCACGGCAGCGUUGUUUUCAGACACACGACUGUCGGCCAGGUCUACGCCUGCGGGCGGCGGCCCAAAGACGGCAACGAUGCGUGGAUCAAUUGCCAUUGCAAUCCGUGUAGAGAUAAGAAGAAGGAAGUAA
Molecule: messenger RNA, 3351 nt
Organism: Rasamsonia emersonii CBS 393.64
Lineage: Eukaryota; Fungi; Ascomycota; Eurotiomycetes; Eurotiales; Trichocomaceae
Exons: 13
Coding region: 1-3351 (1116 amino acids)
Biological process (GO): positive regulation of transcription by RNA polymerase II
Molecular function (GO): sequence-specific DNA binding; zinc ion binding; DNA-binding transcription factor activity, RNA polymerase II-specific
Source: RefSeq, a predicted model, not a curated record